GGGGCCGUGCACGCGCCAUCUUGGAACGAGGGGGAAAAAAAUCACGGGCAAAUCCUGGUCGCUCCGCUUCUCCUGCACCUUCUGCUUUUUCCUUCUUCUUUUAGCGCUCUGAAACCGCUCUUCUUCGACCCGCCGAGGGCUUUUGCGUGGCGGAGGAAGCUGCUGGGACACGUGGGAGGAGCAGACGGCGAGGCCGGGGUUGCGCCGAGGGGGCACACAGCGAUGGCAGGUGUCGGAGGAGGGAACGAUUUCCAGUGGUGUUUCUCCCAGGUGAAAGGAGCCAUAGACGAGGAUGUGGCGGAAGCGGACAUUAUUUCAACAGUUGAGUUCAACUACUCCGGGGAACUACUAGCAACAGGAGACAAAGGAGGACGAGUCGUAAUAUUUCAGCGAGAACAAGAGAGCAAAAACCGGCCUCACUCGAGAGGAGAGUACAACGUGUACAGCACUUUCCAGAGUCAUGAACCUGAGUUUGACUAUUUGAAAAGUUUAGAAAUCGAGGAAAAAAUUAACAAAAUUAGGUGGUUACCACAACAGAAUGCUGCUCACUUCUUGCUUUCAACAAACGAUAAAACUAUCAAACUAUGGAAAAUCAGCGAACGGGACAAAAGGGCGGAGGGCUACAACCUGAAGGAUGAAGACGGAAGACUUCGAGAUCCUUUUAGAAUUACAUCACUACGGGUACCAGUGUUGAUGCCCAUGGACCUGAUGGUGGAAGCCAGUCCCCGCAGAAUAUUCGCAAAUGCGCACACAUAUCACAUUAAUUCCAUUUCAGUAAAUAGUGAUCAUGAAACAUACCUUUCUGCUGACGACCUAAGAAUAAACCUGUGGCACUUAGAAAUUACAGAUAGGAGUUUUAAUAUUGUAGACAUAAAGCCAGCCAACAUGGAAGAACUGACGGAGGUGAUCACGGCGGCGGAGUGCCAUCCGCACCAGUGCAACGUAUUCGUGUACAGCAGCAGCAAAGGCACCAUCCGGCUGUGCGACAUGCGAGCCGCAGCACUCUGUGACCGACACACAAAGUUCUUUGAGGAGCCCGAGGACCCCAGCAGCAGGUCGUUCUUCUCUGAAAUCAUCUCCUCAAUAUCCGACGUCAAGUUCAGUCACAGCGGUCGCUACAUGAUGACCCGAGAUUAUCUCUCGGUCAAGGUUUGGGAUCUCAACAUGGAGAACAGACCAGUAGAAACGUACCAGGUGCAUGAAUACCUCCGUAGCAAACUAUGUUCGUUGUAUGAAAACGACUGCAUCUUCGACAAGUUUGAGUGCUGCUGGAAUGGUUCUGAUGGCGCCAUCAUGACCGGUUCCUACAACAACUUCUUCCGGAUGUUUGACCGGAAUAGCCGCAGGGACAUCACACUGGAGGCAUCCCGGGAGAGCAGUAAACCGCGUGCCAUGCUGAAGCCUCGCAAGGUGUGUACCGGUGGCAAGAGGAAGAAGGACGAGAUCAGCGUGGACAGCCUGGACUUCAACAAGAAGAUCCUACAUACAGCCUGGCACCCCAAGGAGAACGUCAUUGCUGUGGCCGCCACAAAUAACCUGUAUAUAUUCCAGGACAAAAUCAACUAGAGUCCCAACGUGUCUGAGGGUUUCAGGGGGAGGGGCAGAUUCUUGUACUUGCAUAGUUAAAGCCUAGUCGUUUAUCUGUAAAAGAAACGGCCUUCUUGUCCUCCUAAUGAAGAAUUUGAUGCACUCGUUUUUUUUCCUUGUGUAGCCGAGGGAGAAAAAAGUGGCCUGGGUUUUUUUUUUUUUUUUUUUUUUCUUUUCUUUUCUUUUCUUCCCCCCCCCUUCUCCUCCUCCUGCAUCAGUGGUGUGUUUGAGCCUUCAGUGUGGGGGCAGAAUCAAUGGUUUGCUGACCAGGAGACGGCUAGCCGCAGCAGAAUUGAUGGACAGCACACAACAGAGGCCAAACUGUCAAAAGUUAGUGUAUUUAUUUAAGUCUGAGCCUUCCUUUUUUAUGAUUUAAUGACCAAAUUAUGAAAUGCCCAAGGAAUGACACUUUUAUUGUCAAAAUUGUAGUCUCUUUACUGUAAUUUCUGGCCUUUCUGAAACAAAUUUGCUAGUUGAUGCCUGUUAACAUUCCUCCCCUGGCUUUUUUUUCAGGCCUUGGUGUUUUAUCUUUUAAGCACUUAAAACAGGUCUCUGUUUUGGUCAGUGGAUUUUUUUUUUUCCCCCCCUUCUCCCUUUUUCAUGCAUAAUAACAUUUAAUCACUGACUGUAUCUAUAUAACUACACCAUAUGGUGUCAACCACUUAAAUAAAAGUAACAAAAACUACAGAGAGAUGUCUUUUUAAAUUUUAAAAAGUAUGUAUUAAAUUCUAAUGUUUUAUUGCUUUGCAUGUAUUUACAUUGUAGUUUGAAGACGCGGUGGAAGAGUCGAAGUCGUCCCACUGAUCUGUUUCAGUAGCAUGAUUAGGGAGAUGUCAUGACGAACUACUUGAAGCUGCAGUUUCACAUCCACAAGCUGGUCGUUGGCCAUUUUCCGUGUCGAUAACUUUGUUUUUCGUCUUUAGCGUACUAUUUAAAGAGUAGUCUGGUAACACGGUAGGAAAGCAAUAGGCCGCCACACAAAGGGAAUCUGCAGCCUUAACUACUUUUUGGGGGGUAAAAUGUAACUACAGUUUAAUGGUCCUAGUUGCAGUCCCAAUGUUUAACAGAUUACCAUACCUUAUGUGCAUUUUAAUACCGUUUUGAAAUGUUUUAUUUCCUUGUAAUAAAUUGCUGCUACAAGUGGCUGUCUGUGAGAACAACCGUCAUCUUUCUGCAGUCGAACCUUAACAGAAAUCGCGCGCACACUCUCUCUCGCUCUCUCACACACACACACACAUACACACAAAGUGGUCACAAAGCACCUGAAGCGCUCAGUGCCUCCCUUGGAACCUAAAAUAGUUUUACUGUUCCGUCGACAAAACCGGACACUGCAUUUUGACCUUGGCAUGAGGUGUGGAAUACAAGUUGUGUGUGUUCCUCGUUUUGGUUUGUUUUUAUUUUACUCUCGAUGGGAUACCAUUUGGAGUUGUGGGCCACCCGUGCUGAAAUCACACAAAUGGAAAAUUUCAAGG
Scleropages formosus (Asian bonytongue) is the source of this 3059-nucleotide messenger RNA. It is a transcript of the gene ppp2r2d, whose product is annotated as protein phosphatase 2, regulatory subunit B, delta. The transcript is spliced from 10 exons. Gene Ontology annotation, cellular component: protein phosphatase type 2A complex. Bases 223 to 1566 code for a protein of 447 amino acids. The record is from RefSeq and is a predicted model, not a curated record. Lineage: Eukaryota; Metazoa; Chordata; Actinopteri; Osteoglossiformes; Osteoglossidae. Gene Ontology annotation, molecular function: protein binding; protein phosphatase regulator activity.